Molecule: messenger RNA, 3770 nt
Organism: Myotis davidii
Lineage: Eukaryota; Metazoa; Chordata; Mammalia; Chiroptera; Vespertilionidae
Gene: CNNM1
Product: cyclin and CBS domain divalent metal cation transport mediator 1
Exons: 12
Coding region: 46-1800 (584 amino acids)
Biological process (GO): transport; magnesium ion homeostasis
Cellular component (GO): plasma membrane
Molecular function (GO): transmembrane transporter activity
Source: RefSeq, a predicted model, not a curated record
GGGCUGGCCAUCGCCUCGCACAGCGUGUGCCUGACCCGGCUCCUGAUGGCGGCCGCUUUCCCGGUGUGUUACCCGCUGGGCCGCCUGCUGGACUGGGCGCUGCGCCAGGAGAUCAGCACUUUCUACACGAGGGAAAAGCUGCUGGAGACGCUGCGGGCCGCGGACCCCUACAACGACCUGGUGAAAGAGGAGCUCAACAUCAUUCAGGGCGCCCUGGAGCUGCGCACCAAGGUGGUGGAGGAGGUGCUGACCCCGCUGGGCGAUUGCUUCAUGCUGCGCUCCGACGCCGUGCUGGACUUCUCCACGGUGUCCGAGAUCCUGCGCAGCGGCUACACUCGCAUCCCCGUGUACGAGGGCGAUCAGCGGCACAACAUUGUGGACAUUCUGUUUGUCAAGGACUUGGCCUUCGUGGACCCCGAUGACUGCACCCCACUCCUCACUGUCACCCGCUUCUACAACCGGCCCCUGCACUGCGUCUUCAAUGAUACUCGGCUGGACACGGUGCUGGAGGAGUUUAAGAAGGGAAAAUCUCACCUGGCCAUUGUCCAGCGGGUGAAUAAUGAGGGAGAAGGGGACCCCUUCUAUGAGGUGAUGGGCAUUGUCACACUGGAAGACAUCAUAGAGGAGAUCAUCAAGUCAGAGAUCCUGGACGAAACUGACCUCUACACCGACAAUCGGAAAAAGCAGAGGGUCCCGCACCGGGAGAGGAAGCGGCAUGACUUCUCCUUGUUUAAGCUUUCUGACUCGGAGAUGCGAGUGAAGGUCUCCCCACAGCUUCUGCUGGCCACACACCGCUUCAUGGCCACAGAAGUGGAGCCCUUUAAGUCUCUGUACCUUUCGGAGAAGAUCCUACUCCGGCUCCUGAAACAUCCCCACGUGAUCCAGGAGCUGAAGUUUGAUGACAAGAACAAGAAAGCCCCGGAACACUACCUCUACCAGCGCAGCCGCCCCGUGGACUACUUUGUGCUGCUGCUCCAGGGGAAAGUGGAGGUGGAGGUUGGUAAGGAAGGCCUUCGUUUCGAGAAUGGAGCCUUCACCUACUAUGGUGUCCCAGCCAUCAUGACCACUUCUUGCUCAGAUAAUGAUGUGCGGAAGGCGGGAAGCCUGGCUGGAUCCUCUGCCUUCCGUAUGUCGACCCCUUCCAACUGUCCCAUCCUCAACCGCUCGGAGUCUCCCAACCGUGAGCGCAGUGACUUUGGGGGCAGCAACACCCAGCUGUGCAGCAGCAACAACCUCUACACUCCUGACUACUCAGUCCAUAUCCUCAGCGACGUGCAGUUUGUAAAGAUCACACGGCAGCAGUACCAGAAUGCGCUCACCGCCUGCCACAUGGACAACUCACCCCAGUCCCCCGACAUGGAGGCCUUCACUGACGGAGACUCCACCAAGGCCCCCACGACCCGGGGCACACCCCAGAGCCCCAAGGAUGACGCUGCUGUCAUCCUAAACAACAGGAACAGCCUGCCAUGCAGCCGCUCCGAUGGGCUGAGAAGCCCCGGCGAGGUCGUGUACCUGAGGAUGGAGGAGAUGGGCUUCCCCCAGGAGGAUAUGACAGACUUCCAGGAGCACAGCACACAGCAGCUCUCAGUGUCUCCUGCAGCCAUUCCCACAAGAGCAGCAUCGGAUAGUGAAUGUUGUAACAUCAACCUGGACACAGAGACCAGUCCCUGCAGUAGUGACUUUGAGGAAACCAUGGGCAAGAGGCUGCUGAGAACCUUGAGUGGUCGAAAAAGGAAGAGGUCACCCGAUGGAGAGAGAGCCUCUGAGGAGAACUCCAAUUUAACACCUCUCAUCACAUGAUGGGCAGACAACUUUUGCUGGGUGUGUGACAUUCCAGAGCUUUGGGGGAGAACCCACCCUCCUGUCAUCUGCUUCUCCCCAAGGCCUCCCACAGGUGACAGAGCGUUCUGCUUCCCUCACCACCUCUUCACCCCUGUCAGUUUAGCAGACUUUCCCUCAUCGCCUCCAGUUGGACUCAGAGCCUGCAGUGGCCAAGAUGGAAGGAGGUGCCUCGAGUGGAACAUGCUAGAAAUGGCCUCGUCCACAGCACAGCCUGGGACUGGAGAAGACAUGACUCCAGGCUGACAAUACCACUCUGGGACCCCUAAUGCCCUUUUUGUUCUACGAGAUUCCCCUGAUGCCAUAUUUCAUGCGUAGCUUAGCUCAGAAGGUGCCGCUGACAGGCACAGCGGAGGCUGGAGCAGCAAGCGUGACGGUGUGUUCAGAAGAUGCACCAAGAAUUCCUCCAGAACUUCAGGGCAGCUGGACUCAGCCAUGUGGGCGUGACAUGACAAUACAGAAAACUGUUGGUGACCAGUUUCCUGUUAGGUAAGGGCUCCAGCAGCCUGGGAACUGGGUCUCAGCUGGAGUGGAAAGAAUGCCAGAUGGAACCUCAAGUCACUGAUUUUCCCAGGGACACAUCUGCUUUGGCUCCCAAUCGGCAGUUACCAAUCCAUCAGUAAAUCUGCUCUGGAAGAGGAGGGACCGGGAACAGAGAGACCCAAUUGGGAGCCAGAGAUGGAGCUUCAGGUUUUAAGUUCAAAUCAAAGCAAAUAUGUAUUUUCCCAUAUACAUGUGUGUGUAUAUGGAAAAAUUCUAAGCUGUUGAAGCAAGUUUAGCCAUGACAAACCAAAGAGUGCCCACGUCAGCCAAGACGGAUGCAAGCUCUCAUGGGACUUCAGUGUGCAUUACACGGGAACAUUGAAGAGUACUCCUCUUUCUCAUCCACUCCCCCCACUCCUCCCCCUUACUGCACCCCCAGCAAGUUAGCCAUGUGUACUUUAUUCCAAGAACAUACUAAAUUUCUGCCAUUUCACUUGGAUGUGGGGGCAGAUGCAAUUCCAAGCAUAACCAUCAGAUGGCAGGAUGACUGCACGUACCUACGUGAAAAAAAAAGUUCUGAUCGGGACACAGAGCCAGCCUUAGGGAAAAUGUGGAAGUGAAGGUCUUUGGGACCCCAAGUCCCUUUCUGAUCUAUCGCCCUGAUCCAGUGCUGCCUGCUGAAUCUCCAAACCAUUCCCUAACUUUUCCCUGGGGUGGGGCACCAGGCUUACCUCCCCUUCCUCCACAACCAUUACUCCUCUUGCCCCACACCCAUUCAAUUAGUAAUCACAUGAUGGUUCCUCUGGGUUAUUUGCAGCUUAUCCAUAGGAACCUUUAACUCAGGGGUUCUUAACUUGGGGGGUCCAUCACUCCAGGGGGUCCAUUGUUGGACUUCAUAGGGUCUAUGAAACCCCUAACACUAGGAAUUUAGUGUCUGUGUUCUUAUGCCUGUUUUCCAGAGGGCUAAAGCUUUCAUAGAUCCUCAAAGGUCCUGGAUCCACAAAGGGUUAAAACCUACUUUAACGGAAAGUGGAGCUUUCAGCCCAAAGUUUCUGCAAUGCAGAGUGAAGUGAGCACUGGCAGUCUGAGACAGAUUUUUAAUUGUAAGUGGUCUUCGCAAGUGUCCUUGAAAUUGAUGGGGGGAGCUGGCACCCACCGAGAAGUGGAAUUCCUCGGAAAUUCUUGGCACAACCUAGGCUGUUGUACAGCCUACACCCCACAUAACCUCAUCCCCUCUCCCCCUCCGAACCGGAGCAGGUGUUGCAGACAGGAAGGCCACGGCGUGUGGAAGACUUUCCAGCUGGUGAUGCCUUUUCCAGCAGCGUAUUAGCAAUGUAUUACUGACUUCACAUCCUUUGCCUGGCUCUGCCUGAGGCUCAGUAGUGCAUGACUUCUAGAUAGUUCCAAGGCUACCACCUGCCCCCAACACCUACUCUUGCCUGGUAGGA